AUGACUGACCCGGGGACAGCCGCGGCGGCCUGUGUCCAGACACGUGAGGGGCCACCCGCUCCCCCACGUCGCCGCCUCUCCUUUCGCCGUCUUUUCGGUAGCUUUCUGCGCGUUUUGGGCGUCCUCUCCCGCUCCGGGGGCUCCCCACCGGGGACCCAACCUGGCGCGGUGCAGAACGAUCCUGACCCGGGCAGCGGCGGCAGGGACGGCUUUGGGGACCCCUCCUGGCCGGCCAAAGAGGUCUCCUGGGAGGCUGGGGACGCGCGCCUUUCCCAGCCCCCUCCGAGAGACAAGGCGCGGCCCCCUGGCACGCAAGGCUUGAAGAACCAUGGUAACACCUGCUUCAUGAACGCCGUUGUACAGUGCCUCAGCAACACCGACUUGCUGGCCGAGUUCUUGGCGCUGGGACACUACCGGGCCCGGCCUGGCCGAGCGGAGGUCACGGAGCAGCUGGCGGGGCUGGUUCGGGCGCUCUGGACUCGGGACUACACCCCACACCUCUCGGUGGAGUUCAAGAACACAGUUUCUAAGUAUGGCUCUCAGUUCCAAGGUAAUUCACAGCAUGAUGCCCUGGAAUUUCUCCUCUGGCUUUUGGAUCGUGUGCACGAGGACUUGGGCAGUUCAUCUCCUGGGCAGACAUCUGAAAAGCCCCAGUCUGAGCCCAGCAAAAAUUUGGUGCAAACUCCGUCAUCAGAUCAGCUUUCUCCAAGACAAAGUUUUGUUCAGAAUCACUUUCAAGCCCAGUAUAGGUCUUCGUUGACCUGCCCUCACUGCCAAAAACAGAGCAAUACCUUUGAUCCUUUCCUUUGUGUGUCAUUACCCAUUCCAUCAUGUCAGACCAGGUCCUUAAAUGUCACAUUGGUCUUCCAGUACAAGAGUCACAGGUUCUUGAGGAUUGGUUUGGCAGUGCCACUUUUCAGCACAGUGGCAACCCUGAGAAAGAUGGUAGCAGAAGAAGGCAAAAUCACAGCUAAUGAGGUGGUUCUGGUUGAGUUGUCCCCCAGUGGAUUCCAGCGUUCUUUCUUUGAUGAAGAGGACUUGAAUGACAUUUCAGAAGGAGACAACGUGUAUGCUUUCCAAGCUCCCUGGUCACCCAUCUGGGGAGUUCCUACCACAUUCUCAGGUUGUCCCUCCAAUAUUCAGUUCAACAAACACAUAGGACAGAACCUCCCACAGUUGGCUACCUUACCAGCUGAAUCUUUGCCUUCUGGGAAUGGGAGCAAAGUGCUAAUUCUACUCUGUAAUUUGGUGGGGUCAGGACAAAAAGCUAAAAGAUUUGGUCCACCUUUACUAAUGAGAGAAGAUAGAACCAUAUCCUGGGACCAGCUCCAACAGCAGGUCUUCAAUAAAAUGCGAUAUUUAAUGAAACAGGAGGUGCCAGUGCAGCAGAGCUUGAGGUCAUUGUUUGCUGUUCGAGUUGUGGGAUUAUCCAACAUCUGCAGCUACUUAUCCCCACAGGACAGCAGACCCCUCUUUCACUGGGCUGUUGAAAGGUCUUUGAAGUUCAGCAAACCAGGAGGUCCCCCACAUAUCAAGCUGGCAGUAGAAUGGGAUAAAACCACCAAAGAGCUCUUGUUUGGAAAUAUUCGGGAGGAAGUAGUCCAGGAUGCCACAAGUGUUCAGCUCCAACAGCAGGCCCAUCAGCAACCCAGCUGUACCCUAAAUGAGUGCUUUCAGCUCUAUACUAAGGAGGAACAGUUGGCUCCAGAUGAUGCAUGGAAAUGUCCCCACUGCAAGAUUCUCCAGCAGGGGAUGGUGAAACUAAGUUUGUGGACAUUGCCUGACAUUCUCAUAAUUCAUCUCAAACGAUUCUGCCAAGUUGGGGAGAGAAGAAACAAGCUCUCUACUCUGGUGAAGUUUCCUCUCUUUGGCCUCAACAUGGCUCCCCACGUAGCCAAAAGGAAUCUUGACCAAGAGCACCUGCUGAACUCUUGGCCAUCUUGGCAACAGGCAUCUUGCCUGCCUAAUAGCUGCUCACUUGACUCCUUGUAUGACUUGUAUGCUGUCUGUAACCACCAUGGCAGUAUGCAAGGUGGGCAUUAUACAGCCUACUGCAGAAACUCACUGGAUGGCCAGUGGUAUAGCUACGAUGACAGCACGGUAGAACCCAUUUUAGAAGAUGAGGUCAGCACCCGAGGAGCCUACAUUCUAUUUUAUCAGAAAAGGAACAUCAUUCCUGACUGGUCAGCCAGCAACUCAAUGAGAGGUUCCAUGAGCUCUUCUUUGUCUGAUCACUGGCUGAUAAGGCUUAGGAGUAACAAUAGCAGUCAGAGGAAAAGCCUUGCAUCUUGGAGUUCUGCAAAUUUUGACUCCCUUUCUAAAAUGCCCGAUUCUCCUGUCUUCUCAGAAGCCCCUACCAAACAGGAAAAAGGAAAGUCUGAGUCAAAGCCUUUUGUGCAAGGCAUUCAAGGCAGAAACGCCAGCAUGAAGGAGCCUGCCACUUCUAAAAAAAUCCAGCAUGGGACUUUCAAGACCAUGCCCCUUAGGUGGUCUUUGGGAGUCAAAGACAGAACAAAACAUUACUCGGUUGAGUUGGUAGAAUAUUUAGAAUCUGGACGAAGACCCAAGUGCACUAAUCGGUCCAUCGUUCCGAUGAAGAUAACUGGUGCUCCUAAGGAGGCAGUUAUAUCAGCAUCAACACAAUCAAAUUCAACAGCUCCCACAAAUGAUGAAGGGGAUAGCAAGAGGGCAGAUGGGAAGGUACAGACUACUAUGACAAGUCCUUCUAGUAAUCAUAAGAAACAGUGCCGGACUACUAGCAAUAUUGAUACUCUAACAAGAACAAAGAAACCAAAAGAAAACCUGAGUCAAGAGAUGAGGCUUCCCCCAAAGCUUGAUGUUCCUCUGACUGUGGCAAAAUCAGCCGGGACUGAAGGGCUGACUCGGGCAAAGAGCAGCGUAAACAAACCAAACUGCAAUGGGAACAACCAUAUGAGUAGAAGUUCACCAUGUCCCAAGGAUUCUAUGAAUGGCAUAAAUUUCUCUGGAACAAAUAGAGAUAAUAACCACAGAGUCUCAGCCAGAUUUGGGGCCAAAACACAGGGGAAAAGUCCUGAGUCAGAACAGCUCCAGCAAAGGAAAUUUGCCCUUCUCAGAUCCUUUGUUUUGAAGAAAGAGCCCAAGGAGAAGGAUAACAGUUCAGAGAUUUGCAUCAGUUCUUCCCUCAUCUCCUCACUGAAUAGCAAAUGGAGCAGUACAGAUAAAGAACAGGGCAAUCACAGCCAGCUCAGAGGAAACCUGACAAAGGAGGAGGUGAACCUCUUAGAAAAAGAUGUUGGCCAAGUCUGUAGCUCCUUCAGGCUCCCCCGACAAAUCAACUGGCUCCAGAGAGCUAGUAUCUCCCACCCGCCGCGCAGGGGUAUUCCUGAGGGACAGGCUUCCAGUGGCGCCUUUCAAAGAGUGAAAUACCACACUAUUGCCUUGGGCCAGAAAAAAAGAGUGCCCGAGUCCAGCUUGUGACCAGCUUUGUAGUGUUACGGGACUUUUACUAUUUUUGGAAGCGAGUUACUAUGCUGUCGCUGUAAUCUCAUCAAAUGAUUGAUUUGAGCUGAGCCUUCAGGAUAGAUCGUAUUUCAGCAAGCAAAGAAUAUAGCAAUUUGGGUUGGGGGAAAGCAUUUCUCAACCUCUUUGGGCUUCCAGAAUUCAAUUUCCCCUGUUCUGAAUGGUGCCUUCAUUUCCUCCAACCACUAGGGGGCUGUAUAGGCCAGCAUAUAUAUAGUCUGAGCAUUGACUUUUUUUCUUAUUCUAGUAACUGUAAAGUAAUCCCGAGUGUUAGUGCUAAGGAAUAAUUUUAAGGGUGCUAUUUUCAAUUUUCUUCCCUUUUUUGUAAGUCUUUUAAACAAGUAGAUGUAUCAAGAAACAUUUCUUGCUCUUUUUAAUGCUUUCCUGGGAUACAAGGCAAACAAUGAAAUAAGAGUCUGGAUGGGGUUGGAGAGAAAAGAUAUUAAAGAAGAGUUUUUAAUAUAUAAACAUUUUUAUUAAAUCAUUUGAAUUUGCUUUUUUUUAAGUAUUUUCGUACUAGGAAAAGUUUUACAUUUUUACUUUAACAGUAAAUAAAAUCUAUGAAUGGUAUUAUUAAAAAGCGUCUCAGUGAAACAUGAGAAAAGCCCAUUUGGUGUAUUAUUUGAGUUGGUAGAUAUUGACCCUGUUUUGUCCUAAAGUGUAUAUAUCAUUGUCCACAUCUGGCAAGCAUCUGCAUGAAUUCUUUCUGGGAUUUGAUAGUGCUUUUACCUAAAAAGCAAGGUACCAAACAAUUUCUCUUUUAAAGGUUGUCAAAGCCACAUCAGGUCAUAAAUGUAGUGUUAUGUUGGAGGAACCUGUAUUUCAGAGGAUCCUGAGAACUUUCUUGAAUAAGCUCUAACCCAGCAAAUUCCCACAGAGCUUCCAUACCUUCCAACGUGGCUUUUCAACCCAAACUAAGAGCCACCAAGUAUAAUCCCAGGGAUCCUAGGAAGUUAAUCCAAAAGUCUUGGAGGUAAAUGGGAAAUUUAAAAUAGUACUCAUAUUAUCCAGUGAGGUCACUGUGCUCAUGCUGUGCAACUGAGAAUCUUCUCCCUAUACAUACAAUAGACUACAGCAUGCCUUUGAAAAAAAAUUUUUUUCAGCGCAGGGAAGCAAAGCAGUAUCUUCUUUCAUUAGGAGAGAUUGCCUAAUUUUGAUCAGAUUUUAUUUGAAAGAUAGAGAAGCAAACAAUAAGCAUUUAUUAAGCACCUGCUAUAGGUCAGGCACUCUGCUAGACCCUGGGAAGAAGCCUAGCCUCAAAGUGAAAUGUAGAAAGGUAACUUUUAAAGGUGUGUACUGAUAACUAUGGGCUUCGGUUUCCUCAUGUGUAAAAUGAAGGAUUUGUACUACUAGAUACAGAAUUCACAAAUUGUAAGGCAGAUUCUAACCUUUGCAUCAGCUCUUAGAAGUCUCCCCUAGCACCCUAUUUUUACUCAGCAGGUGAGGAAAGAAGAAAGAUGAAGUACAGUCAGGAAGUAAAUCUUUAUAGUUUGAGAGAAGAAAGCUGCUUUCUGUUAUACAUCAUGGAUUCCUGUUACCUAACUCAAAGGACCCAAACAGGAAAAUCUGCUCCUGGAGUUGAGAAGCUGACAAAAGCCCCUUCUCAGUUCUUUAAAGGCAAUUGGGGUUAAGUGACUUGCCCAGAUUCACACAGCUAGAUAGCCCAGAGCACCACAGAAGAAACAAAUAACAGCA
Messenger RNA from Vombatus ursinus (common wombat), 5196 nucleotides. It is a transcript of the gene USP43, whose product is annotated as ubiquitin specific peptidase 43. Gene Ontology annotation, molecular function: cysteine-type deubiquitinase activity. NCBI's taxonomy places the organism in Eukaryota, Metazoa, Chordata, Mammalia, Diprotodontia, Vombatidae. Gene Ontology annotation, biological process: protein deubiquitination. The transcript is spliced from 17 exons. The coding region runs from base 1 to 3459 and encodes 1152 amino acids. The record is from RefSeq and is a predicted model, not a curated record.